Molecule: messenger RNA, 1526 nt
Organism: Cylicocyclus nassatus
Lineage: Eukaryota; Metazoa; Nematoda; Chromadorea; Rhabditida; Strongylidae
Source: the annotation of a GenBank genome assembly
AUGGUUCGUCUUGCUAGGUCUAAAAGCACACAGUCUGUUAAAUCCAUUGCAUUGAGUGUGAAGCUACCAAACCACCUCCAAAGCAUGACCGAGAAAACUUAUAAUAUCCCAUACCGCAGCAAAUUGACGGAAAAGAUCGAACCUGGUCAAACGCUAAUUAUACGCGGUAGAACUCCUGAAGAAGCGAAGAGGUUCAAUAUCAAUCUACACAAGGACAGUCCAGACUUUAGCGGUAAUGACGUUCCACUUCACGUCAGCGUUCGAUUCGAUGAGGGAAAACUUGUCUUCAACUCGUACACAAAAGGUGCAUGGGGUAAAGAAGAACGACAGAAGAAUCCGGUAAAGAAAGGUGACGGAUUCGACAUUCGAAUUCGAGCCCACGAUAACAAAUUCACCGUCGCCAUCAAUCGAAAAGAGGUAAAAUCAUUCGAUCAUCGCAUUCCACUCCAACACGUUACUCAUCUGAGCAUCGACGGAGAUGUUGUACUAAACCAUGUGCAGUGGGGUGGCAAAUACUAUCCAGUCCCAUAUGAAUCCGGUAUCGCUGACAAUGGUCUCAUUCCCGGCAAAACGCUGGUCAUCUAUGGAACUCCUGAAAAGAAAGCGAAGAAGUUCAAUGUGAAUCUCUUGAAGAAAAAUGGGGAUAUCGCGCUCCACUUCAAUCCCCGUUUUGACGAAAAGGCAAAAGGUUUCAUCUGCGGCAAAAUCAAGCCGGGCUGCGUGAUCAGGAACUCACUCGUGAAUGGCGAAUGGGGCAAUGAGGAGCGCGAGGGCAAGAACCCCUUCGAGAAAGGCGUCGGCUUCGACUUGGAAAUUAAAAACGAGGAAUUUGCAUACCAGAUAUUCGUGAAUGGUGAACGGUUUGCCUCGUAUGCACACCGCAUCGACCCGCACGAAAUCGGUGGUCUCCAGAUUCAAGGCGAUGUCGAACUGUCUGGCAUUCAAAUCGUCGGCCAGUGACCUCUUCUAUGCUGUUGAUUAUGUCCAGAAUGUUCUCUCAAAUGUUUCCGCUGUUCACUAUCAAACAUCGCCCGUCCCACCUUCCCCCCCCCCCCCCGCCUUCCCCGUUUGUCGCGCAUUUUUGCGCCUUUCCCGUGCAUUGUACAUUAUCUGCGCAUAGUCUGUCUCUGUCUUUUGCACAGCUUCCAGUUCCAGUUCAGCUAGGCAUAUCUCUCUCGAGCAGCUCUCGUUCUUACUCUCUCGUACUCGCAUAGCCACUCCACUGCCAUCUCCGUCGAUCCGAGAAGUUCCCUAGCUAAAAUAAUGAAGAGCGCACCUACAACGAACCUCUUUCCUCACGUCUCUAGUCCUCUGGCCCCAACGUUCCACCCCAAACACACAAAGAGUCGUCGAGUGCUGAUCGUCAUCCUCCCUUUCAUACUUAUUUUAUAUGUACAUGUCAUCAUUCUCGCCACAAUUAUUCGCGCCUACACAUAUAUUCCUUUCUGUGCCUAAUUCCAUGCACCAGUUUCUCUCUUUGUAUAUCCAUUUUUUCCGUCAUCAAAAUAAAGCUUCACCAUCUCUUU